Messenger RNA from Aspergillus saccharolyticus JOP 1030-1, 408 nucleotides. RefSeq lists its product as uncharacterized. The coding region runs from base 1 to 408 and encodes 135 amino acids. NCBI's taxonomy places the organism in Eukaryota, Fungi, Ascomycota, Eurotiomycetes, Eurotiales, Aspergillaceae. The record is from RefSeq and is a predicted model, not a curated record. The transcript has 3 exons.
AUGCAUCUCAUCCCCAUCGCCCUCGCCACCCUCCUAGCCACCGCAGAGGCCAUCCUGAUCACCAAACCCGCCACCGACGACAGCGUCGACGUCGCCAAAGACUGGCAAGUCUGCUGGACAGCCGUGAACACCGACCCCCAGCAAUUCUGCCUCUAUCUUACCAACUUCAACGAGUACCCGUCUCAGAUCUUUAAUCUGCUCGACCGCCAGCCUGUCGAGACGAACGGCGGUGGCUGCGUGACGAUUCCGGGGAAGUGUUAUUCGGGGCUUAGGACGACUAGUUCCUACCGCGUGCGAGCAGCGUCCUGCUCGGAUCCGAGUACCAUCUACGCCGAGUCGGGCGAUUUCAGUGCCUCGCAAUCGACUUGCGCUGCUGCGACUUUGCGCAGGGAUGUCAGGAAGGAGUAA